This is a messenger RNA of Medicago truncatula (barrel medic), 1164 nucleotides long. RefSeq lists its product as uncharacterized. NCBI's taxonomy places the organism in Eukaryota, Viridiplantae, Streptophyta, Magnoliopsida, Fabales, Fabaceae. Bases 149 to 664 code for a protein of 171 amino acids. The record is from RefSeq and is a predicted model, not a curated record. The transcript is spliced from 5 exons.
GAUAAGAUAAAUUGUGAUUUUGAGACGGUGGAAACCUGCCAUCAAAGCAAAGAAGAACUCAAUUAGAUUUUGAGAAAUUCCUCUGCAAAAACCUUCCACACCCAAUUCUCAACAACUGCGACAAUUCAAAUUCAGAUAAGUAUACCUUAUGAUAUCUCUCACCACCACCACCACUCUGGUGCUGACGCCAUUAUCAUUGGUCACAUGUUCGGCGGCACGUCGUCCACAUACAACUACGGUUAAAACUGACAGAAAGCAAAGGCAAAACAAUGCAGGUUUCAGCGGCAAGAAGAAGGAACUGUCGUGGCAUUGCGUGGAAGGUUGUGGUGCUUGUUGUAAGCUUCAAAAAGGUCCUUCUUAUCCAUCUCCUGAAGAAAUUUUCACCGACCCUUUAGAUGUUGAGCUCUACAAUAGCUUAAUAGGACCAGAUGGAUGGUGUAUACAUUAUGAAAAGAGUAGCAGAAAAUGUUCCAUUUACUCUGAGCGUCCGUAUUUUUGCCGUGCGGAGCCUGAGGUGUUUGAAUCUUUGUUUGGAGUCAAACAGAAGAAUUUCAAUAAGGAGGCAUGCAGUUUCUGCAGAGACUCAAUUAAGGCAAUUUAUGGUUCCAAUUCAAAGGAACUUCAUAAUUUUGACGAGUCAAUUAGGAGUUCUUCUUCUGGUUAGAGUUUUGAAUUCUUUAUUGAUCAAGGUACCAAUAUCUUGACUGAAUGUGGGACGUGGGUUAUGUCGGGUACUUAAUGGAAGGAAUUAUCCACACAAUGGAUAUGUUGAAGCCUUUCAAGCACUCUACUGUUAUUGAAGCACAACCACGUUGUUGGUGGUAUUCUUAGAUCACCAAUUUCCAUUCCAAAUUAGAUAUUGUUGCUGUGGGGUGGCGUGUCAGGUUUUCGCUUCUCCUCUGGCGGCAUAAUUACAAAGAAGCUGCAGGUUCACAAUUCAAAUCCUCACCCUACUGCAGUGAUGGCUAAAUUUUGAUCACUUGGAAAUGUAAUAUUAGAUGGACAGUUGUUCAAAAAAUAUAAGUAUGAACUGAUUUGAAUAGGCUAAUUUCAUUAUUCUACUCAGGGUCGGUUUUAAGACUUUUAAUGCCCUGUACAAACUAAAUGAAUGGUGCCCUCGUGUAUUCUAAUGAAGAGGUCAUGUUACUAUCUUUGUUAUGAUUA